AUGGUAAUUUGAACCACAUCGGGCAAGUUGGGCAAAUAAGGAGUGAACAGACAACCUGCCAUUCACCAGAAGAUAGUCUUAGAAUAUUUCAAAGCAUUUUUUUUAUUAUUAUUCUUUUCAAACGCUUAUUCCGCCUUGGAGUUCACAACAUGGUAACGCUCACCGCGAUCGUUGCACCGAUGGGUCGUCAACUGUUAAGGCAAUUUUCCAAACACACAAGAGGGCAGCGAUGGAUCCCUGUAAGAAGAUGCAAUCUGUCCGCAUGUUCCAGCAAAUUUGUGCUCUCCCAUGUGCAUCCAAUGUGGCAGGGGACACUGGCGGUGCCCGGUGGGGAUAGACAGUCUCCGAUCGACAUCGCGGUCCGCAAGAGCGUCUUCGACCCCCAGCUGAAGCCUCUGACCUUCCAGUACGACCCCAGGACUUGCCAGCAAAUAUGGAACAACGGCUACUCCUUCCUCGUGGAGUACGACGACACCACAGACAAGUCAAUUCUGAGCGGGGGCCCACUGCAGGAUGCGUACCGGCUGUGCCAGUUCCACUUCCACUGGGGGGAGAGCAACGCAUGGGGCUCAGAGCACACCGUGGACCGCCGGCUCUUCCCUGCUGAGCUGCACCUGGUCCACUGGAAUGCUGAAAAGUACAGUCUGUUUGAGGAGGCAGUGAUGGAGGAAAACGGCCUGGCUGUGAUCGGGGUUUUCCUGAAGGUGGGAAAGAGGCACGAAGGCCUUCAGAAAUUAGUAGAUGCUUUACCUGCUGUCAGGCACAAGGACAGUGUGGUGGAGUUCACCAGGUUCGACCCGGCCUGCCUUCUGCCCACAAACACCCAUGACUACUGGGCCUACCCUGGGUCACUGACCACCCCUCCCCUGAGCGAGUCCGUGUCCUGGAUGAUCAUGAAGCAGCCAAUAGAAGUCAGCCAUGACCAGCUGGCGGUGUUCCGGAGCCUGCUGUUCACCUCGGCGGAGGAGGAGGUGCAGAAGAGCAUGGUCAACAACUUCCGCGUGCAGCAGGCCCUGAGGGGGCGCACUGUUAGCUCCUCCUUUUCACCGUUCCUCCAGGAGGAGCCGCAGGAGGACCCGCCCGCCAAUGGGCCACGCCCGGACCACGCCCACUAGCCCGGCUCUCUGACCCCGCCUGCACAGCCCAACAGCUGACUGAGGAGCUGCCUGUCCUCAGACUGAGGCCGCGCUAUUGGCCACCCGCGGCCACAGAGCCGCUGGGAUUGGUCAAAGAGCUCUUGGGUCAGGGGUCAAGGGUGAGGGGGUGGGGAAAGGGCUUGCUGGUUUCUUUCUGUACCGCUGCCUUGGAGAUUUGGUGGAAAUUAAUGAUUUUGGGUUGGUUGUUGGGAAACUAAGCUGCACAACGGAAACAUUCUGUCAUCCCGAGCGGAAAAUCGAUUGUUAGCCGAUUUAAAUUUAACUUUGUAUUGACCAAACUAGUGAUGGACUUCCACACAAUUCUGUUGGAAGUCACUGCUGCUUGUUUUAAGACAUUAGUGUGAAAUGUGUUGAGUAGCUUCACACUUUACGGACACACAUAAUGUACCUUUUCCCCGCUCUCAGUUGGAGUCACUCUUGGCCUUGGGACGGGCCACACUGCAAUAAGGGAAGUUGAGAUGAGUUUGCCUCUGUCAACAGGAACUCUGAAACAGUCAUACAACUACCCUGCCCUCGUGUCCUCUUAACUCCUUUUAACUGUUCAAUUCUGCUUUCUAACUAGAUUAGUGUUGUUAUCCCUAGUCCAGUCGUAUGCAUGCAUGUGUUUCUCUAUGUAUAUAUAUACAGGUUAUUACGAGUAGUAGAACUGUGUUUAGGUAUUUUGGGGUAUUUUUUCUUUUUUUUUGGGGGUGGGGUCAGUGGUGCAUUGUGGGACGGCAGCGGGCGGUAGCCCAUCACCUGAACACCAUCCGUGUUAGUGCCGAUCCAGAGCUCGAGCAUCGCUUGCUCCUGCCUGACUCGCCGAAGGGGCUUUGACCAUGUGACCCCACCGGUGCUGCGAGCGGAUUGGAUGCUCAUAGACAAGCCUCUUCCAUUUCUCUGAGAGAAAAAGUGCCUUCAGUGCAGCACAAGAUCGAUGAUGCACAAAACCCAUGUUUGUCCGAACAGACAUAGAACAGUUCUUCAAAUCACGGUCCUCAAGGGCCACAAACUGCUGAUUUUCCACGCUCCCUUUACCUGCCUGUCAGGUGUGAAGACUAGCCUGGCCAAUCGGUAGCACUAAUUGUUAAAAACUAGGGCCGGAUCUGGAUUUGAGGGCCAGAUUUGAGUAUCCGUGCUGUACAGUUUGUUGGGAGUAUACUUUAUAGAAACAAACAUCAACUAGUUCAUAUGAACUAAAUGACUUAAAAUGGAAUUUGUGUGGAAAAAUGUAACUCCACAUUGACUUCGGUCACCCCCGGUGUGCACAUCGCUGAUGGCCCAAACAGUUGAGAUGUCUGCACACGAGUUAAAUGCGGAGGUUGCCUGUGAUUGGUCUAAAAUAUAGGCUGUGUCCUGUAUCCUGACGUACUAACAUACCGUCUUCUCUUUCUUUUCUUUUAAAAAAAUAAACUAAAGUGACUUUGAAAUGGUCAACGUCCAUCUGUGGAUGUUUCCCGCAGCCCUUGCUGUGACCUGUGUUCGGUGCGGUAAAUGUAGUUUUUCCACGUUUCCUGUGGUUAUCACAACCACAGAAUUUUAAUCUGUGCCCUCACUGGUAUGGAGUGUCGCUAAACAAACUGUUUGAAGCUGCUUAUACCUUUGGAAAAGUAAUUGGUUCAGUGUGAAGAACAUUUCAGAAUUCCAAAAUAGUAUAAUUUCAUCAGGGGAAAUUUCAUAUUUUUUAAUGGACUUCAAUGGAGUAAAUGAACUUUUUGGCCAAUUUGGCACCAGAGGCUUAAUAAACUGCAACACGCCUGGUAACCGCUGGAGUUUGUGAGCUGCGGGGGGACUGUCACUCCCCGGUCCCUGGCUAUACACGUUUGGCUGUGGUGCCGUGUUCGGCUCUGGUUUCAUUUCGGCUGAGUUCGCCUUCCAAUUAGAUUUUAUUUGUAUAGAACGUUUUACUGAAGACUGUCACAAAGACGCUUUGAAGAGUCAUUCAGUUCAGUUUUAUUUCUAUAGCCUUCUCAUGAAGUAUGCUCCCAGCUUAACUGCUGCCAAAGGUACAGUCUUAGAAUAUUCCCGCCUUACUGUCUGCUGCCCACAGGAGAAUGCCCCCUCCCACUGGUAUUGAAGACCGUUUCUGUCCGGGGGGGGGGGGGGGCAAUAAAGACCAAUUAGGCAUGGGGCUUUUUUCUUUGGAGAGGAUAUAGAGGCAAUAAACAGGGAGGGUCAGCUGUCUGUUGGCGGGGGGGAGAAAGAGAGGGAAAAAGAUGGGCGGGCAGGCAGGAAGAAAAGCGGGAGGACAAUAAUUUCUCUGGCUGCUGAUUGGUUCCCGCGAUCGUACGGGGGAAACACACUCCCAGAUCUGCUUCUCUGUGGGACAGGGCGGGUUUGGUUUGGCUUGUCCAGCUUGUGGGGUUUUUCCUCUCUGAUCACACAGGAACAAUACCCCCUGAGAGGGGGGCCGGCCCCCAUCCGGCCCCCCGAUCUGAAUGGGCCACCUGGUGUGCCCCCCCCCCCGCCCACCCCUACUCCCGCCACCCCGGUCCAGCAAUAACACGACCCAAAAACCGCUUCCCUGUCCCGACAAUGCUGGUCCCAGAACAGCCGGUGUAUGGGGAGGGGGCGCUGAGGGAUAGCGUAGCGUACAUUCUUUGUCACGUGACCCGAGACACAAAGGCGGGAAGGGAUUUCAAAAACCUGAGACUUUCAAGUAGGAAGAGGAAGAGGGAAAAUGAUUGUUCUUCCCGAUUUCAGAAACGUGUGUUUGUUUGAGAUGUUGUUUCUCUGUGGACCUGACGGUGCCUGUCGCUGUCCGUUAUAACCCCCCCCCCCCCUUACACACACACACACAGCCUCACACAUGACGAGUUCACUCCACACAUUCCUCCGACAGAUCAGAGAAUUCAUACCAUGUUUUUCUUCCAUUUUUUAUCCUUCUUUUUUUACAAAAAUUAAUUCUGUAAAUCGCGCACACUUCCGCUUACCGAUGCAAGGCUAACCUGCACUGCCAAAAAACGUUUUAAAACGAGUCACAAUGUAUGCAUUAAGUUUACUGAAAACAAAACCUUGGCACCAAGUAGUAGGUACACAGUCACCCUGUGUACCGUAGGAGUCGUUGGGUAACGUCUCUUGUGACUCUGAAGGCCAGUGCUUUGUGUGGGAAGCUGAAACAGUGUUGUUACAGAAGUUACCAGUGUCCUCUGCCUGAGGGCUCAUAAUGCAUCGCUCCUCUUCCAUACCCACCAUUGUUGCCUUUCUUUAUGACAAAUAAAUCUCUCGCAGGUACGCACAACCCUCAUAAUAUUACCAUAUCAUGUUCCCUUUUUUAUGAAUGUAGAAAAAAAAAAAAAUCUGUUCUCUGUAAUAUAGAAUGCGGUUAGCACAUUAGUGCUUGCUCUAGGGGGACUGGGUGGGGUCCUAUAGGGGCGUGCUGGAAGGCUUCGGCCAUUUUGUGUGUCGGCUGGAUGAUUCUACAUUCCGUCUCUGCAGGGCCCUGUGGGACACCAGUGGUUUUGGGGGCCCCAGCUCCCGGCGGGAUUGUUGUCCCAGGUGCCAGGGUCAGAGCGCUUUGGCCCCGGGCCCAGGUGCCGGAGCUGUGCCUGGGCCUGGGGGCCCAGCGUGGGAGCUGAACGUCUCGCACGCUAACCACGCCUGGAGAGAUGGAGCCACACGCCCCUGUGCCCCUCUCCACUACUGUUAUACGUUUCUAUUCUGUAUAGAGGCUUUUAAGAUUUAUUCAAUAAAUUAUACGGUAUAUUAGAAACUGAA
Molecule: messenger RNA, 4853 nt
Organism: Conger conger (European conger)
Lineage: Eukaryota; Metazoa; Chordata; Actinopteri; Anguilliformes; Congridae
Gene: ca5a
Product: carbonic anhydrase Va
Exons: 7
Coding region: 150-1115 (321 amino acids)
Cellular component (GO): mitochondrion; cytoplasm
Molecular function (GO): carbonate dehydratase activity; zinc ion binding
Source: RefSeq, a predicted model, not a curated record